Messenger RNA from Clunio marinus, 231 nucleotides. NCBI's taxonomy places the organism in Eukaryota, Metazoa, Arthropoda, Insecta, Diptera, Chironomidae. The record is from the annotation of a GenBank genome assembly.
AUGAAAUAUGGAGAGGAAAAAUGUAACUUUCACAUAAAAAUGAGCUUAAAGUUAGUAAUAAUUGUUGUAAUAUGUUGCGUAGUUACAAGUGAAGGAGCACAUAAAUAUACGAGUCUCGAUAAGCUCACAAAGAAUUUAGAAUUUCCCCCGCACAUCUUCAAGGAAACAGCAGAAUCAGAAGAAGAAGUAAAAGCUGAUCUGACACUCGUAAUAAAUAGAUUACUCAAGUAG